UCAGAUAAUUACCUCGAAGUAAAUGACAGACCAAAUGACCGACAAUUUGAGUCUCUCUUCAAACGGAUCAUAUCUGUGGACAAGUGGUCCCAACCAGAGACACAACAAGACAUUGAGGACACAAAGAUUGUGGGCUUUUGCCUGAAGACUAAGGACUUGUCGACCAAUGAGAAGCUAUUCGUGAACUUCUGUCACUCAUCGAUGAUGAAAGCACCGACUCUUGACUUGAAUGAAGAGGAAUUGCGACAACUGUUGGCCUCUGAAGACUCGACCACACCGACUCUUGACUUGAAUGAAGAGGAAUUGCGACAACUGUUGGCCUCUGAAGACUCGACCAGUUUUACAAUUCCUCUCAUUUUAAGCCAAUUUAAGCCCACAGUAGAUAAGAGCGGAUCCGAUGACGGCAACGAUGGCUUAGAUUAUGAAUACGUAAACACUAAUAUUAAUAAUAAACUCAUUGAAAAUAUUAAUAAUAGUAAUAAUGACGGCAACUAUGGCCCCAAAACCAAGUCCGACUCCGAUCGAGUCAAACGACCGCAAACUCAAACCAUUCUCAACCAUAGCCCUCUCGUGUAG
Oppiella nova is the source of this 576-nucleotide messenger RNA. Lineage: Eukaryota; Metazoa; Arthropoda; Arachnida; Sarcoptiformes; Oppiidae. The record is from the annotation of a GenBank genome assembly.